Messenger RNA from Funneliformis mosseae, 1872 nucleotides. The record is from the annotation of a GenBank genome assembly. Lineage: Eukaryota; Fungi; Glomeromycota; Glomeromycetes; Glomerales; Glomeraceae.
AUGUUCAAGAAAGUGUCAUCACCGUUGGGUUUACCAAGAAGUCUCUCAUUGGAGACAUUUUCUUCAAAUAGUAAAAAGCUAAAGAGAAGUUCCACUAAACCUUUUUCGUUCACAACUUUACCCACGUUACACUUGGAUAGAUUUUUCACAAACGAAGGACAUCAAUUGGUGACAUCUUACCUUAAAUUAUCGCAAAUACAAAAUCAUAUUCAGAAAGGAACCUUACAUAAAAUAACCGAAAAGGACGUUGAUGAAUUAUUAAAAAGUUAUGGUGGUUUAUCAACACCCGUAUAUGAAACAAUAUCAUAUCAAGAAUUAAACUUAUCAUAUAACGAAUGUAAAUUAUUAGCAAAAUUAUUAAAGGCUAAUCACGUUACGAAAAUUCGUAAAUUAAAAUUAUCAAAAAAUCAUUUAAGUGGAUCUUCGGUAAAGAUUAUUUUUGACGCUUUACAGAAAAAUUCGACGGUUAAAGUGUUAGACUUAUCCUUCAAUAAUUUAUCUGAUAACGAAGCAAAAUGGUUGGGAAAUUUAUUAAAGAAGAAUGAUACCAUCCAAGAAAUUUAUUUGUCUCAUAAUCGUAUCAAAUCAGAUGGUGCGAAAUAUUUGUCCAAGGCUUUAAUGAUGAAUGAUUCGGUCGAAAGAUUAAAUUUAGAAUCAAAUCUAUUAAAUGCUGAAGGUGGUAUACACAUAUCAAAAAUGUUGGAAUUGAAUGAUACCAUCAAACAUAUUCACUUGGGAAGUAAUAAUUUGAAUUUUGAAGGGAUUGAGGCCAUUUCAAAAUCAAUUGAAUCAAAUCGAUCCCUGGUUAGUUUAAGUUUGGAUAUAAAUAAUAUAACCGAGGAAGGGGCGAAAUCGUUGGCAACAUCACUUGAGAUCAAUCAAACUCUAACCCACCUUUACGUACCAAGAAAUAAUAUCGGUGAUCGAGGACUUUCAUACAUUUGUAAAUCAUUGCUUAAAAAUUCGGUCUUAACUUAUCUUGACAUCGAAUAUAAUAAUAUCGGUAAGGAUGAUAAUGUCGAAGGAAUGAAAUCACUUGGUGAAUUAUUAGAAAAAAAUAAAGUCCCAAGAGCGAUUAACCUUACUUAUAAUCCUAUCGGUGAUGAAGGUUGUGAACAAUUAUUUAAAGGUUUUCACAAGAAUACCACGUUAGAAUCUCUCUUACUUUCAAAUUGUAACAUUGGAUUAAAUGGGAUAAUAGCUAUUUCCGAUUCAUUAAAAUUAAAUAUUGGUUUGCAAAAUCUCGCCCUUAAUAAGAAUUCCAAUAUGGGAGCUGAAGGUCAUUUGGUGUUGGCCAACGCUUUAGAGAAAAAUACUUCAUUAAAGAGUGUACAAUUGGAUUAUAACUUUGCCGAGUGGGAGUCGAUCGGUAAUUCAAUACAACAAUCUCUUACGCGUAAUCAUUUCUUACAAAAAGAAAAGUAUAAAACUGCUGCUAAUAUCCUUAAAGCUGCAAGAAUAUUAUUAAACCCCACUUUACAACAACAAUUACCAACUUGUAUGUCUUGUUCAACUUCUCCUUUUAUAUCUCCUAUGAUCUCUCCUAUGAUCUCUCCUAUGCUCUCUCCUAUCAUUACUCCAAUCUCGACUCCAAGAAGAUUAUCCAUACAAACACCAGAAAAGAAAUCAUUUUCUAAAUUACCUUUUGAAUUACAAGAACAUAUACUUGCUUAUUUAGAUACGACUCACGUGCUUACAAAGCCUCAAAUUCUAGAGAUUAUUAGUUUUGCUUUGAAAAAAUCUACUUUAAAUUUCACUAUGGAAGAAUUUUUGUCGAAAACUCUUUAUGCCUAUUAUCCUUUAACUCCUGAUGUUAGACUUUGGCCUACCGAAGCUACUGAUGCUGAAUUUCUUUCUUUUGAACGUUUUUAA